AUGCGCCGCGCGGCAUGCGGGCCGACUCGUAAGAGCCGCCAGCAACAAGCCGCCGCGCGGCUGAGCGCGUACGUGACGCAUGGCGUCUUCCCGCGGGAAAGCUGGAACAAAUUCAAGGCGGACGACGGCAACGGCGCCGCCGCCAACGGCGGCUUCCGGUUCUUCUGGCUGUCCGACUCGUGCCCCCAGACCACCGCCGCGGUCAAGGGGCGGCAGCCGUUCGAGGUCCUCACGCUGGCGGGGCCGAUCGCUGCGGCUCUGCAGAUCUGA
Molecule: messenger RNA, 270 nt
Organism: Monoraphidium neglectum
Lineage: Eukaryota; Viridiplantae; Chlorophyta; Chlorophyceae; Sphaeropleales; Selenastraceae
Product: Ribose-phosphate pyrophosphokinase 3
Exons: 2
Coding region: 1-270 (89 amino acids)
Source: RefSeq, a predicted model, not a curated record